UACUCUAUGGCUAACGCACACACACUAGCACGGCAGCCGUGAUCUCCGAUACGUCUUGCUGCCGCCGACUGUCGAGUCGUUAUCAAUUUUUUUUUAAACCGGUCGUUUUUCAUUAUUUUAGUCGGAAUAAUAGUGUUUAAUGCUUAUCAUCAUUCAUCGCUCAUCAAGCCUUAUUAUUUAUUACCAUUAAUUACCUACCGAUAUCGUUUUAAGUUACCCAACCGUCAUCAAUUAUGUAGACUCCAUAAUAUAAUAAAUAACACUAUUACAAUAGUAAUAACUACGUGUGGUGUGAACGCGAUAGAGUACGUACAACUUGUUGAUUUUUUUACCUAUUGCAAUCAUAAGUUAUAACCAAAAGUUAGAAUAAUAGAUUACAAACCCGUCGGAUACGAUGAAAAUGUUUGGGUUAAAGAGAAUUGUCGACGAGAAGGUCGACAAAACAGUAGAUAUGGCUUCAGACGCUGUUAACUGUUUGCUGGACACAACGUACAAGGGUGGAUUAUUCUCAAUGAUUAUCGUUACCAUCGUAUGGGUGUCCAUAUUUCUGUACAUAGCAUUCUAUUAUGCGUACAUGCCUUCUCUCAUGUUCAGCCGUCCGAUUCACAUGCAAUUCAAAUCCUGUUACAGCAAUAAAGGUUUAUGUGAUUACCCUUCAGCACAUGUUCAGUUAACCAAAAGCCACCAGUUAUUAAUGAUUGGUCAAAAAUACAAAAUUACGGUUUACGUUGAGCUUCCAGAAUCACCGGUUAAUGAAGAAAUUGGAAUGUUUAUGCUCUGUGUUCGUUUGAGUGACAAAUUUGGCUAUCUUGUAUCGUCUUCCUGUCGAUCUAGUAGAUUAAGGUACAUGAGCCAACUGUAUCGUGCGGUUCAUACAUUGUUUAUGGUACCAUUUUACCUGACAGGAUUAUCCGCAGAAAAACAAUUAAUCCAGUUAGAAAUGUAUACAGAUUUUGAGGAAGAUCAAUUACAUCCAGUUACGGACAUUUACUUCGAGAUGUUAAAUCAUGAUAUUCAAAUUUAUUCUGCCAAGAUAAACAUCAUUGCUAACCUGGGUGGUUUACGAUACCUCAUGUUUCAUUGGCCGAUAGUAUCGGCUUGUCUAGGAAUCGGAUCAAAUCUCCUUUUUGUAUUUUUUGUGUUUUCAAUGUCAUGGCGACAUAUAUAUGGACCUGAAGUUUAUAGAAGUGAACCAAAUGAUCUUUUGGGCCGAACAGGUAUCGGACACUUGGAUGAAUUUGAUUCUGAAGAUGAUUCCGAAAUAUCAGAUGAUUUAUCUAAAAAAGAGUUUCUUCCUUAUAGUUUUUCAUCACCCAGCCUAAUGAUUCCUGAGCAAUAGUUGAUAAUCUUAUUUCUAACUAGAAAUAUUUUGAUUUGUCAUAACCUGAUAAUUAUUAAUUUAUAAAUGAGCAAAACUCUUUUAUUGUAGGUACCUAUAAUAUUUAUGUUAUCUUUGUUUUAGAUUUAAAACAGAUAGGUACCAGAAAAAUAUAGGGUAUAGACUAUUCAACAGUCUCUGUGGUGCUUUUAUUUAGCGUUUUAUUUUAUACUUAAGAUUAAUGUAUAUAAUACUUUUUAUUAUUUCUUUCUUUAUCUUGUUUUAAUUAGUUGUUUGUUUAGUGAUUAGAGAAUAAUAUUUUUUUAGUUUUGUAUCUCAUUGUAGUUACCAAAUUCUAUCGUUGUUAUAAUACCUAUAUAAUUAUAAAUUUUGAAACAUUUA
This is a messenger RNA of Metopolophium dirhodum (rose-grain aphid), 1720 nucleotides long. It is a transcript of the gene Seipin, whose product is annotated as seipin. Gene Ontology annotation, biological process: lipid storage; lipid droplet organization. The record is from RefSeq and is a predicted model, not a curated record. Gene Ontology annotation, cellular component: endoplasmic reticulum membrane. The transcript is spliced from 5 exons. The coding region runs from base 395 to 1339 and encodes 314 amino acids. Lineage: Eukaryota; Metazoa; Arthropoda; Insecta; Hemiptera; Aphididae.